AUGCACGCCGGCCAAACGCACGUCAGCGAGAGGCCCGCCGCGCGCGGUCCCGUGGACUGGCACCGGCUGCUCGAAAGCGCCGCCGCGCGCGGCAACACUGACGCUUUGCAAUGGAUGCGCGACACGCACGGACACCGACCCGACGACGCUGUCGUGCAGACCGCCUUCAUCGCCGCCGAACCCGACUACGUGGACGUCGUCCGGUGGUGGAUCGUCGACGGCGGCUUCGCGGCGGAUGCUGGCGAUGAUGAGGCCGCUGUGGUCGUCACUGGCGACGGCGUGCUGGAGGCAGCCGAGGGCGGCGUGGCGGGUUAG
Molecule: messenger RNA, 315 nt
Organism: Acanthamoeba castellanii str. Neff
Lineage: Eukaryota; Discosea; Longamoebia; Acanthamoebidae
Exons: 2
Coding region: 1-315 (104 amino acids)
Source: RefSeq, a predicted model, not a curated record